Molecule: messenger RNA, 1422 nt
Organism: Debaryomyces tyrocola
Lineage: Eukaryota; Fungi; Ascomycota; Pichiomycetes; Serinales; Debaryomycetaceae
Source: the annotation of a GenBank genome assembly
AUGUCAGGCACACCUAAGGUACUUAAAGAAUAUUUCGAACUCAUUUCCUCGCCAUCACACGAGACGUAUAUUGAUCAAGACGAGGGAGCUAUGGUGAAUAAGUUUUUCAACCACCCAGAUAUACAAUAUUUCAAGAAAAUCAAAGCCAAAAACCAUUACAACUAUCAUAAACUGAAGAACAAUAAUAAGCCAAAACUAGAUAUUAGUAUGGUACAGUCACCUAUUUUUGAUCCUUAUAAUAGAAAUGACUUGUUAAAACGGUUAUCUACGUAUACAGCCUUAAAUUGGCAUAUACCGUUUUCUAGUGAUCAGAACGAGAUAGAUGAGCUAGAAUGCGCUAGAAAUGGCUGGAAAUGUGUUUCUAUUUCAGCAAAUAAUAAUACGAAGAACCAUCUUUUGUGCACUUCAUGUAACCAUCAACUAAUCCUCAAAUUCAAUGACAUAAAUUCACCAUCUACAUUUGUACCGUUUGACUUCGAUUUAGAAGACUACCAAGAACUUAAUGAGUCAUUGAUCAGUGGGUAUUCUAAGCAAAUAAGGAAAUUCGGACACAGUUCAGACUGUCCUUGGAUAAAUUUCGAGACUCCCUUAGAUGGGGUAUAUUAUCCACGGCCAUUCAUAUCUAGCACUAACGAAUUGCUCACUAAUGAGUAUUUGAAGAACCUAAAGAAUUUGGCUAGUAAUUUGGAUCUUCUAAACAGCACGUCGAGUUUGUUUAAAGAAACAUUAUUUAAUGAAGACGAAAACCCAAAUUUCACAGAUUUCAUUAAAAUUUCAAAGAAUUGGUUGUUAGACCGCUAUUUCAAGGAUAAUAAGGAGAACUUUUUCAAUCUAUUGGAGAGGGUUCCACGCUGGAUUUAUAAAAUAGCAGUAUUAGGUUGGGAUUUGCAUAUUCAAUCUUUCUCAAAUCACUUGGUACUUCUUUUAAUAUGCUCCAAGUGUAACAAGAGAAUAUUCUUGAAUUCAGUAUACCACGAACCGAUUGAGAAAAACAAUUACAUUGCAGCUACAAAUUUCGGUGUGAAUUUAUCAUCUUCUGGAGUUUUAACUCCAUGUAAAUUUCCUCCUGUGAUACAGGGUGGGUAUGAACACCACGAUACUUUAUAUACUGAAUCGGGUCCUGAUGAAUCAGAGUUUGAUGAUUUGGAUAAGGAUAAAAUUGAUUUGGUUGAAGAGCAUAAACCUUGGUGUUGUAAUAUCAAUUUGAUCGAUGAGUCUACAUCUCUUUACCAAUAUUAUAUUAAUAUAGUCACGUCCUCCGGUAGCGUCCAUAAUGAGGGCAAGUUUCAUACUGACUAUGAUAUCGAUAUUAAUCAUAUACUUAAUUCUGCUCAGAAAAGAAAAAAUAGUUUCGAUAUUGACGAAGGUUUAGAGAGGUUUCAGAAACUCCGAAAAUUAUACUUAGUAGAUGAGGAUACAUAA